Theobroma umbraticum is the source of this 1532-nucleotide messenger RNA. The record is from RefSeq and is a predicted model, not a curated record. NCBI's taxonomy places the organism in Eukaryota, Viridiplantae, Streptophyta, Magnoliopsida, Malvales, Malvaceae.
AAACAUUCAAACAGAUCCAAAGGGGUCAGUAGAAAUUGAGGGUCUGACGGAAGUUGAAAUACCAGAUUUUGCAAAAGCCAGAUGGUGGUACACAAAGGGCAGGCGGGUUCGAACUACCUCAUGGACUAAUGUGAAUGAGGCAUCUAGCAGGUCACACUGUUUCAUAUAUCUAGCUUAACAAGGAUCCUCAUUUCUCGACAUGGGAAUACUCCGGAAGCUAGACCAAAAGUAAGCAAGCUAUGGAUGGUUGAUCUUGGAGGGAGUGAGCGAUUACUGAAAACAGGAGCCACUGGGCAAACCCUUGAUGAGGGAAGGGCUAUAAAUCUUUCCCUUUCUGCUUUAGGUGAUGUUAUUGCAGCCCUAAGAAGGAAGAGGGGCCAUGUGCCUUACAGAAAUAGCAAGUUGACUCAAAUCCUCAAAGAUUCCCUAGGUGAUGGUUCCAAGGUUUUGAUGCUUGUGCACAUAAGCCCUAGUCAAGAAGAUGUUGGGGAGACCAUCUGUUCUUUGAGCUUUGCAAAGAGGGCCAGAGCAGUGGAAUCUAGUAGAGAACUACUAGAGGACUUGAAGAAGCAAAAAGAAAAAAGGAUAUCAGAGCUUGAAGAGAACAUGAGAGAAGCAGAAGAAGAAUGCCAGGAGAUAACAAGUCAAAUAAAGAAGGCUGAGUUCCUACUAAGUGAGAACAAAAAACUUUACUCAACUUCUUAUGAGAUUCCUGAUGAGAAUGAAUUAAAGAGUCCUGAAAGCCCCAAAGAAGAUGUAAAAGAUCAUGUCAUUGAAGCACCUAAGAUAACUCAGAAAGCAAUGAAACAAAGUACUCAUCGUCCUCUCCCUCGGUUCAUGACUUCUACUGUGGCUAGUCGAGAAAGGCAAAGUGCUGCUGAAAGAGAAAUUGUUAAAAGGGCAAGAAGCCUGAGAUCAGGAGCCAGAAGUUCAGUGCAAUACUCAGGUUCUCAAUCCCUCAGUUUCUCAGAUCAUCGUUUUAGAGCAUUUUUACGGCACUCAAGGAAGAAUUCCAGAUUCAAAGACACUAAUGCACCAGCCACAGAGAGUCCAAAAUGUGAGGGCUCAGCCUUGAAGACAACCUCUCUGCCAAGAAGCAAGAUGGUCACUUCAUCUGAUCCCAACUUAAGAGUAACACUUAGUCGCCACAGAAGAAGGAUGUCUGAUUUUGUCUAACAAUGAAAAAGAAGUAGCUAUCUUGUAUCCGUUUAUAGUACAUGUAAAAUGUGUGGGGCGUUUAAUUUUCAUUUUUGCUCAGUCUUUUUAAUCUGUCUUUUCUUUUGCUUGUGUGUGGGGGGGUGUUUCCUGUUUAGAUAUGAAAAGAGUUUAUACAGGAAGCUGUGCCAUCAUAUAUUUUAUUAAGGGUGGUUUGCCGGCUUGUCUGGGAUCUGUAACUUAAUAUUUGUUUACAGGAUCCCUGCAUUAAAACGGUUUGUUUAGGUUUGAUAUGUACUGUUAACUUUCCAUUAACAUGAUUAUUGUAACCCAAAUGAUGUUCAUAUAUGAAAAAGCUAGCCUAGAUUCCUGCCUUA